UCCCAGGUUGUAUAUACAGUUUGACAUACACCGUCAGCGAGCUUGUGCGUACGACCCACAUAGCUAGCGUUGUUGACAGUGAUAUAAGUUUUGAAGUCCGAAAUUGAAAGAAACGGACAGAGAGAGUUUCCUUGUUGUGCACCCUGUGCAUGAUACCAUCAAGAGGAGGUAUCGUAUUGAGCAGUUUGUCAUAUCUCCACAACUAAUUCAUAAGGAUGGCAAUGAGCAAAACACUUAAGGAUCUGUGGAGAAUUCGGACAUUACUGAUACUGUUUCUUACCCCGAUUCUGAUAUUGCCGCUUCCAGUACUGAUACCUACGAAGGUACACCUUCGUACCGACCGGUUUCCACUCGAAAAGGAGCCACGCCACAUCUAAACUUGGCUAGUGCCGAUCUAUAGUUUCUGGGCAUCUUAUUUGAAACAUAGUAUUCUGUCCCAUAUACUUGUUUGUGACAUCGGUACAUUCCAUCGUGUUUCCAGUUGACUCAUGAUAACCACAUAAUGAACAGAUGCUGAUCAGGUUCAAUGAGCCAGUCACUUCUCCCCCCGGAUACCUGGGGUAAUUGUCAUGUGACCACUUUCCCAGGUUGUAUAUACAGUUGGACAUACACCGUCAGCGAACUUGUGCGUACGACUCGCAUAGCUAGCAUUGUUGACAGUGAUACAGGUUUUGAAAUCUGAAAUUGAAAGAAACGGAUAGAGAGAGUUUCCUUGUUGUGCACCCUGUGCAUGAUACCAUCAAGAGGAGAUAUCGUAUUGAGCAGUUUGUCAUAUCUCUACAACUAGUUCAUAAGGAUGGCAAUGAGCAAAACACUUAAGGAUCUGUGGAGAAUUCGGACAUUACUGAUACUGUUUCUUACCCCGAUUCUGUUAUUGCCGCUUCCAGUACUGAUACCUACGAAGGAAGGACGAUGUGCGUACGUUGUCAUCCUAAUGGCGGUGUUUUGGAUCAGCGAGUCGCUGCCAAUAUCUGUGACCGCGCUACUGCCCGUCUUUAUGUUCCCCCUCCUCAAUGUGGUCGAGGCUAAAGUCAUAUCAAAGGCUUAUAUGAACGAUACAAUCAUGGUUUUCCUCGGUGGCCUGUGUAUGGCUGUUGCUAUAGAACACUGGAACAUACACAGAAGAAUCGCACUGCGUAUUUUGAUGCUGGUGGGGUCCGAGCCAAGAUGGUUAAUGCUGGGGUUGAUGAUAGCAACCUGGUUCUUGUCGAUGUGGAUCAGCAACACUGCAACGACGGCAAUGAUGAUCCCCAUCGCAAACGCCAUCCUCCUGCAGCUGAAGGAUACCAGAGACCUGUCCAACGACCAGGGAGCAAUUGAAAUGAAUGGAAAAGAAUCAAAUAAUGAAAAAAUAGCUGAAAAAGAAGACCCCGAACCAGCAGUCGACAAGCUACAAUCCAAACUGUCCGAUGGACCAGGGACACCCGAAGAAGCAGAAUUUACCCGUUUGAAGAAGGGCCUAUCACUUUGUAUUGCAUACGGGGCUAAUUCCGGAGGUAUUGCAAGUCUUACAGGAACUGGGCCAAAUCUCGUUCUGAAAGGACAAACAGAUGAACUGUACAGCUCUCGAGGUAUCGAGUCUCCCGUCAACUUUGCCUCCUGGAUGGCCUACGGAUUCCCUCUGUCCGUCGUCGUCCUCAUUGUCUGCUGGGGGUGGCUGAACAUUCUCUACCUCAGAUGCAAGGGCUUCUGUUCGUGCUUGAAGGAUGACCCCAUAAGAAAGCUGCAAGCCGAGAAAGUGAAAAAUGUGAUCUUGACAGAGUAUAAGAAACUCGGUUCUAUCACGUACGCCCAAGCCAAUGUAAUGGUGCUAUUUCUUCUACUGGUUAUUUUCUGGAUCUCGCGAGAUCUCGGCGGAGUUGGUGGCUGGGGAGACCUCUUUGAGGAUAACUUGGUUAAAGAUUCUACCCCUGCUGUUUUGAUGGCAGUGCUGCUUUUUGUUCUUCCUUCCAAACUACCACGUGUCUUCUGUCUCCGGAGAAACAGUUAUGAAAUGACUGAAGAAGAAAAGGCAGAAGCCGACGCUCCUAUCACACCGCUGCUAACAUGGAAAGUCCUCCACGAGAAGAUGCCGUGGGCGCUUUUCCUUCUACUUGGAGGUGGAUAUGCUCUUGCUAAGGGCUGUGAGGAGUCUGGUCUGUCCUACUGGAUUGGUAUUCAGCUCCAGGUAUUGAAGGACCUGAACCCGUGGCUGCUGCUUCUGAUCAUCUGUUACGUGUGUGCCGCAGCAACCGAGGUCACCAGCAACACGGCUACAGCAACACUUGUCAUGCCAAUCCUAUCCAACCUGGCUAUUGGAACUGGAGUGAACCCCUUGUUCUACAUGUUUCCGGCCGCUCUAUCUGUUUCAUUUGCAUACAUGUUGCCCGCCGCCACGCCCCCUAAUGCUAUCGUCUUCGGCUACGGUCAUAUAAAAGUAUCCGACAUGGCGUCAGCAGGUAUCAUGAUGAACAUUUUAGCUGUGCCUCUGUUGCUCAUGGCAACUGCCACAUGGGGGGAUGCCAUUUUCCAUUUUGGUGUCGUCCCAGAGGCUUUCAGGCUAAACUCAACCCUUCCAGUAAACAUCACUUCUUCUUAGAAUGAUACUGCGACUGCACACCGUAGUUUUAUAUACCCACUCAGCUCCACGACAGUUCAAAAGGACCCCUGUCAGAACUAGUUUCGUUCAGUGACAUCACAUGAUACACCUAGGUGUUUAGCAACAAGCAUAAUUACCCACACUCUCUCCUCAGCCACUUCGUGUCAUCGUCGUCAUAAUUACCAAAUUACUUUGGGAUAAUGUCUAAGGGAAAGGAGAGAAAUAUGGAGCAGGAAGCACGUUACAAAGACGAUGUCGUUCAACUCCUCAGUCACUACACGAUGUUCUCAAAACAGAUGUAUAAAAGUUCUAUAGAGAUAACGACGGCAUUCAACAUCCAGCAAUAGUGCUGGGAGAACGAUAAUAGUAAGAUAAUGCCGUAUAUUAUUUUUUACAUUUCUAUUUUUACUUUAACUCGAGGUAUCAAGGCUUCGUCUCUGAGCUAUAACUCUCAAACUAAUAAAUAUCUUUUGCAUGAAACCAUACAUGUGCAAUGACCAUAUGCUCAACUGUUGCUUUAUCAUAUUUUUUCAGUUAUUAACAUUUUACUUUCUCAUGUUUCCCUUGAACAAUUUGAACAUAGUACUGAGCCUCCAAACUAAAAUAUGUACAUAUAAACAAAAUGUUUGUCAGCACUGGUUUUCCAUGCAUAUUGUUACGGUGACCAACUGUUUAUCAGUUUAUUAUAAUUCUCUUGUUUAUCACUAUAUAUAAUAACUGUCCAUAUUUCUUAUUUUGUCCAUCCGCAAAUAUUUGUCAUUAUUACUGUCAGACUUUUCAUUAUGUUGGCAUAUAUGCAUUAGUCAGAAUUUGUACUAAUUUACUUCUUUUCCUAUUAUUGUUUUUCGGAUUUGCAAACAUAUUUAUAGUAACAACUUGAACUAAUGGGUCCAUAAAGGGGGAAAGACAAACAUUUUUUUAGGAGAAAAAUCACAUUCUCGUUCUCGACCUGAGUUUGAUUCCUUUCUAGAUUUAUUCUCUGGGGUCUUGGGGACAGAAGAGCAGAAAUACGAUGAUCGUUUCGAUUUCCUGAUUCGCCUUUAUUACGAAGCUAGAUCUGUCCGCACCAUAGACAAUUCGCCCAAGUUAUAACCGUCUCGGGUCUGCGCCACUUAUGGCUUUCUUCCCACAUUUAACCGAGAUGUUUUAACUUAACUCUGUUCACAUCAGCCUUAAGCAUGACACACUCGCUUUGGUUCAAAAUUAGUUUUUGUUUCAAGUUGAUCGAAGUUCAUUAGCCACGUGACAGAAUCAAGUAUGUAUGUGGUAUUGUAAUUACGUAUGUUUAAGCAGAACAUCGAAACUAAUAUUAGUGAGGACAUGGUGCUGUUAUACUGUACAUUCAUUAGCGUCUUUGUCAAUGUAGAACCCACAAUAAAGAAUGUGUAGUCAUU
Molecule: messenger RNA, 3972 nt
Organism: Haliotis rufescens (red abalone)
Lineage: Eukaryota; Metazoa; Mollusca; Gastropoda; Lepetellida; Haliotidae
Product: solute carrier family 13 member 5-like
Exons: 15
Coding region: 797-2578 (593 amino acids)
Biological process (GO): monoatomic anion transmembrane transport
Cellular component (GO): membrane
Molecular function (GO): transmembrane transporter activity
Source: RefSeq, a predicted model, not a curated record